CUUUUCGCCAAGGAAAACCUCGUCCGAGUUCACUCGACUACUCUCGCUUUCGAAGCGUUCACUUACCUUCGUCAUUUUUCAACCGAAGCCUAUUUCGAGAAAGCUUUCAGAAUGCAAAUCUUCGUAAAGACACUCACCGGAAAGACCAUCACCCUCGAGGUCGAGGCCAGCGACACCAUCGAGAACGUGAAGGCCAAGAUCCAAGACAAGGAAGGCAUUCCCCCAGACCAGCAGCGUCUCAUCUUCGCCGGGAAACAACUCGAGGACGGCCGCACGCUGAGCGACUACAACAUCCAAAAGGAAUCCACGCUUCACCUGGUGCUCCGUCUGCGUGGUGGUAUGCAAAUCUUCGUGAAGACGCUUACCGGAAAGACCAUCACCCUCGAGGUAGAGGCCAGCGACACCAUCGAGAACGUGAAGGCCAAGAUCCAGGACAAGGAAGGCAUCCCCCCAGACCAGCAGCGUCUCAUCUUCGCUGGGAAACAACUCGAGGACGGCCGCACGCUGAGCGACUACAACAUCCAAAAGGAGAGCACCCUUCACCUGGUGCUCCGUCUGCGUGGUGGCUUCUAAGUACACCGGGAAAGAAACUGAUCGAACUUGGGACAACUGUAGCUUAGUUUUUGCUGUUGUAUUGUUCCCAAAUUAUGCCAUGCACGUAUGUAUAGCUACUUUGAACACAUUAUUCAUCAACCUCAGACGAACUUAUUACUGGUUAACGUUACUUGGCGUACCAAAGGUCGUUCUUUAGCUCGACAAUGACUUCUUUACCCACCAACGACUUGAAGAACGAGUAAAAUAGCUGAGAGGGAGAAGAGGGGGAAGCGUUUCAUACCAGUAUUCUUUCUAAAACGAGCCGCAGAAAACGUGAACAGCUCACCAGGAGGGCGAGAAACGGCCGUGGAAGACGUCCGUUUCUAAAUAAUGCCCAGCAGCAGGUGCACGUGAGCUACAAUUUGCUGUGUUGUAUCUUUUCUAGCGGGAGUCUGCAGACGAAGUGGUUGAGAUCCGAACUGAAGGUAUGGAGCUGGACUUUAGAGUGCCAACCCAGCACCAGGUGCAGAGAGACUGGAGUCCCUACUCCAUGAACGGAGGCACCGUCCUGGCUCUGGCAGGAGAGGAUUUUGCAGUCAUAGCCUCAGACACCCGCCUCAGUGAGGGCUUCCAGAUCUACAGCAGAGACUACCCCAAGACCUACCAACUGUCUGACAAUAUGGUAUUGGGGUGCUGUGGCUUCCACGGUGAUGUGCUGACUGUAACCAAAAACAUAAAAUCCCGAAUAAAGGAUUAUGAGCACCUUCACCGCAAGAAGAUGAGUUGUGCAGCAGUGGCCCAGAGGCUUUCAGUCAUGCUCUACUCUCGAAGAUUCUUCCCCUACUAUGCCUUCAAUAUACUGGCUGGACUGGACAAUGAAGGGAGAGGUUGUGUAUACAGUUUUGAUGUGGUUGGAUCUUACGACAGAGAGACAUACAGAGCUGGUGGUUCGGCGUCCUCCAUGCUUCAGCCACUUCUGGACAAUCAGGCAAGAAGACAGAACACCCUCCGAGGGUCACAUUUAGGGAAAAUUCGAAGGAAGACGGGUAGAAUCUAUUAGGAUGUAGAGGGGCACACCAUGUGUUUCCAUAUGG
This is a messenger RNA of Geodia barretti, 1628 nucleotides long. The record is from the annotation of a GenBank genome assembly. NCBI's taxonomy places the organism in Eukaryota, Metazoa, Porifera, Demospongiae, Tetractinellida, Geodiidae.